GAGAGAAAAACUCACUUGAGCCUGAGCUUGCCCACUCCACUUCACCGUACUCCGACGAGGGGCGACGCCAUCGCCAUGGCUCUCCACCGCGUGUUGACUCCCGUUCCCAGUCCAGCCGGCGCCGCCCAGCAGAAGCAUCUCCGCCUUGCCAGUCCCCAGCCGCGGCAAACCCCCCUGAGGAUCAGAACCCCUCCCUCCUCGCUUCUUCCCCUUGCCCACCUCCGCGUCCGCCCCGCCGCAUCCUCCUUGGUGGGCGGCAUUCCGUCGAGCAGGUGCCAUGCGGCGGCAGGAGAUACCGCGCCUUCUGCUCCGGUGGUACCUGACGGCGGCGGAGGCAGCGCGAGGGCCGCCCUGGUGCGGGUCGGGGAGGCGCUGUCGCUGGGGUUCCCGGUGUGGGUCGCGUCGGCCUGCGCGCUCGCGCUGUGGCGGCCUGCGACCUUCCUCUGGGUUGACCCCACCACCCAGAUGGUCGGCUUAGCCUUCACCAUGCUUGGAAUGGGGAUGACAUUAACACUAGAUGACCUGCGAGCCGCACUCUUGAUGCCUAAGGAGCUGGCUGCUGGGUUUCUACUUCAGUACACGGUGAUGCCACUGUCAGGAUUUCUUAUCAGCAAGCUUCUGAACCUGCCAAACCAUUAUGCUGCUGGAUUGAUUUUGGUGUCCUGUUGCCCUGGAGGGACAGCAAGCAACAUUGUUACCUAUUUAGCAAGGGCAAAUGUUGCUCUUUCGGUGCUGAUGACAGCAACAAGCACCUUUGCUGCAGCGUUCAUGACUCCUCUUUUGACAUCCAAACUGGCUGGACAAUACGUUGCAGUAGAUCCAAUGGGACUGUUCGUGUCGACAUCUCAGGUUGUCCUGGUACCUGUCCUUCUGGGUGCUGUACUUAAUCAGUACUGCAAUCAGUUGGUUGAGUUAGUUUCUCCCUUGAUGCCGUUCAUUGCUGUAGCAACAGUAGCUGUUCUUUGUGGCAAUGCUAUUGCACAGAAUGCUUCAGCCAUCCUAGCAUCUGGUCUGCAAGUGGUACUAUCUGUUUGUUGCCUGCAUGCAUCUGGUUUUUUCUUUGGCUUUGUUCUUUCAAGAAUUCUUGGCAUUGAUGUCUCUUCAUCACGAACAAUCUCAAUCGAGGUUGGCAUGCAGAAUUCAGUACUUGGUGUAGUCCUUGCAACCAAGCAUUUUGGCAAUCCUCUCACAGCAGUUCCAUGUGCUGUUUCAAGCAUCUGCCACUCACUCUACGGCAGCAUUUUAGCUGGGAUUUGGAGGUCCAUGCCCCCGAAUGACAAAGGAGAACCAUUGAGCCAUUGACGAUGCUUGUCUUGGAUGGUCGCUGGAACAUAUAGACCAUGCUAGUAGGAGGAGAGCAGGAAGAAGAAUUUAGACUUUAGAGCACGUAUGGGCUGGCUUGUUGGUUCCACCUGUCAGAAUGGCUGUCUUGAAUGUUUUCUUCUUAAACUGUGAGAUUUGAACUAUUAGUUUCAGCCUGAUUUAAACAAGCUGCCUUUUUUUUAACUCAUUAUAUGUGCCGGCCAGUGCAAUGCGUGUGAGCAGAUGUGCAGAUCCGAUUGCGAUCCCAUGAUUCCCUGUUGAGAUAGUGUAACUGAAAACAAUAAUUGAGAGAGACUUGCCGUUUUUUGCUCCAA
This is a messenger RNA of Brachypodium distachyon (stiff brome), 1637 nucleotides long. Its product is annotated as probable sodium/metabolite cotransporter BASS1, chloroplastic. Lineage: Eukaryota; Viridiplantae; Streptophyta; Magnoliopsida; Poales; Poaceae. The record is from RefSeq and is a predicted model, not a curated record. Bases 76 to 1302 code for a protein of 408 amino acids. The transcript is spliced from 8 exons. Gene Ontology annotation, cellular component: membrane.